AUGCCCAAAUCCAAGCGCGCGAAGAUCGUCCACCUCACCAAAGUCGACAAGAAAGGCAAGGAACUCUCACUGAAGCUUUUCUCCAACGUCCGAGAAUGUCUGGAUGAGUACCAGCACUGCUUUGUGUUUUCUGUAGAGAAUAUGCGGAAUACGUAUUUGAAGGAUGUGAGGAACGAGUUGAGCGAUUGCAGAAAGUACGAGCAGGGACUUUGGAUUAACAUAUUGGGUAGAUUAUUCUUCGGCAAGACCAAAGUAAUGGCCAAAGCCCUAGGAAGCACCCCCGAAGACGAAUACCAACCCAACACGCGCCUGCUGGCCCCCCACCUUGUCGGCAACGUCGGGCUGCUAUUCACGAACCGCGAGCCAGACUCCAUCAUUGAGUACUUUGCCGCGAUCGCCAAGACGGACUAUGCGCGCGCGGGUACGGAGGCGACGCGGACGUUUACUGUUCCUGCGGGCACGGUGUAUAGUCGGGGUGGUGAUAUCGCUGAGGAGCAGGAUGUGCCCAUGGCGCAUAGUUUGGAGCCUGAGUUGCGGAAGCUGAAUAUGCCGACUAGUUUGGUCAAGGGGAAGAUUACCCUGCAGAAUGAGUAUACCGUGUGUAAGGAGGGGGGCGCGUUGGAUAGUAGGCAGACGAGGUUGUUAAAGCUGUUUGGAGUUGCGACGGCGGACUUUACAGUGCAGUUGCUUGCAUACUGGAGUGCGGCGACGAACGAGGUCACUAAAAUUGGGGCAAUGGAGGAAUAA
Messenger RNA from Lachnellula hyalina, 747 nucleotides. Its product is annotated as Ribosome assembly factor. Gene Ontology annotation, biological process: nuclear-transcribed mRNA catabolic process; rRNA processing; ribosomal large subunit assembly. The coding region runs from base 1 to 747 and encodes 248 amino acids. The record is from RefSeq and is a predicted model, not a curated record. Gene Ontology annotation, cellular component: nucleolus; preribosome, large subunit precursor. Gene Ontology annotation, molecular function: RNA binding. NCBI's taxonomy places the organism in Eukaryota, Fungi, Ascomycota, Leotiomycetes, Helotiales, Lachnaceae. The transcript is spliced from 3 exons.